Molecule: messenger RNA, 1872 nt
Organism: Alternaria postmessia
Lineage: Eukaryota; Fungi; Ascomycota; Dothideomycetes; Pleosporales; Pleosporaceae
Exons: 2
Coding region: 1-1872 (623 amino acids)
Cellular component (GO): nucleus; cytoplasm
Molecular function (GO): GTPase regulator activity
Source: RefSeq, a predicted model, not a curated record
AUGAGCUAUGCUAUCAGAAGCGGUAUAGCGAUCACCAGCCACUAUGCGCUCAAGCAAUGCGGCCGACUGAUGAAGACGGUCGAAGGCCGUGAAAAGCAAGAGCUCGCCAAUUUGCAAAUAAGACUAGACUCCAAAAUCAAAAUCAUCUCACCUGCGAUCGACAUGAUAGAGCUGAUUGCGGCACGCGGAAACACGUCACUCGAGUCUGCUGUAGGACUCACAAAGUCUCUUCGAUGGGACAUCCAGACAUUAGGUAGCCGUGUGGAAAAGGCUGUGGCCGAAGAGCAGCUUUCAAGAAGAGGCAGCUCCAAAGCAAAAUCGCGGGAUCAGAAUGACGCUGAGCUCAAGAUCAUCAUUGAAGAGAUGAAAAGGUUGCUGGAGCGUAUCGAAGAUGCUGUGCCACUCAUAAAUCUGGCUAUCACCACAUCUGGUACUAGUCUCUCCACCACCCUCCCGGCUACUGUAUCGCCAUCACGGCUUCUACAGGCCAGCACCUUUCUCACUUCUGGCGACAUGCAGUAUUGCGCGUCAAAGCCCAGAGCCCAGCAGAUUGGACCGACCUUCACCCUCUCCUUGUACAUGUUGUUCGCCGGAUAUGCUCAUCGAGCCCAUGAGGAAGACGUUCGAGAAACAACAUGGAAGGAGGUCAUGCACAAAGCACGUGUUACACUGAUGAGGAUUCCUCUCGAUAAUGUCUACGACUACCCCACGCCUUUCGGACAAGACAGCAGACGAGCCGAUGAGGCUAACCACCGCCACAUUCCCUCUGAUAGCAUGUUGCAGGAGUUUGCCUAUCAGCUGCUUAUCGUUGAAGACUUAGAUGAUGGUCGUAUGCACGAGUUCGAGGAUGGCGAACCCCAACCAGGGCCAUACGACGGUGUGGAGCAAGCCGGUGUCCGUGAGAUCAUACCCAUUCAUGAAGUCUCAAAGAUCUUUUACGCCGAUACGGGAAAGAUAUUGAACAUCGGUUCUGACAACGAGAGUAACAACCCGAUUUUGUUAUUGAAGCGAGACGUCAAUGCAGCACCGCCACGCCGUAUGAUGGAACGUGAUACAGAUGGACCUGGUUACGAGUCGGAUGACUCACAUACUAUUGGCGACGACGAAGAAGAUGCUGAACAAGCAGAACUGGAAGAACAACUCCGGCGUGAAUCUACACCACAUCUUGAAGAACAACCCUCACCAGAGCCUGAGCAACCAACGUUUCCCUGGCGACUACCUCCCACGCUGGACCUAGAAUGGAUGGCAUUCGAAGUAUACACUGAAGACCCGACCUCUGAUUCCGAAAUCGAUGAAACAGAAGAGUCGACUGAAGAAGCCUCUUCGCUGUCCCCAGCAGCCACACCUACACCGCCCGACUUCCUUGGCCGUUUCUCCGCCCUCAACCUUCGCCCUAGUACGCCCACCUCUCCCAAACCAACACCCCACAACCAAAUCAUUCCCUCUCCCCAGAAAGCUUCGGCACCAACACCACAGUACCAACGACAACCUCCAACGUCCCUUCCCACGGUGAAAACUUCAUUGUCCCUACUCGAAAUGCUUAUCCGCCUCACUGCUCUCCAACAAUUCCAGCAAUCCUCCCACCUGGCCAUUCCAGACGAAUUCCUUAACUUUUUCCUCUCGGAUAGCAGUACAGUAGGGGCAGGUGGUGAUGCUGAGUUAAGGCGAAGAGUCAGGAGGGAAGCAAGGAUGAGAGUUGGAUUUGAUCCGUAUGAUGAGAGUCCGAUCAAGAGGAGAGGAGAGGAAUAUCUGGAGCAUGAAUUGCAUGAGCAUGAACAUGUGCAAGAUGGGAGAGACGAAGAGAGGUGGUACACCUGGCUCACCACGGACACCGACCAUCCCAACAUCCAGUCGCUCAAAAUCCUCAGUUGA